AGCAGAGUAUAGAAAGAGAAAAGAGUGAAGAGAAGAAGCAAAUUGAAUGGCGCCACUUUCAUUGCCUCUGAAUUUGAAAUGGAUGCCAUUGAAUUUGAGAGCCACAGCCACCGCCACUUCAACCAACAAGGUCCCUGAAAUGCCACUGCCGGAGAAAAUCUGCAACUCAAGAGUGUUGGUCCUCGGCGGAACGGGUCGGAUAGGAGGAUCCACCGCCGUUGCCCUCUCCAACCUCUGUCCAGACCUUCAAAUCCUCGUCGCCGGCAGAAACAGAGAGAAAGGUGAAGCUCUGGCUGCAAAACUUGGCAGCAAUUCAGGUUUUACUCGUGUUGAUAUCGACGACGUCAAUUCGCUGGAAACGGCGUUGAAAGAUGUGGAUCUUGUAGUUCAUGCCGCAGGACCUUUCCAACGAGCAGAAAGCUGCAAUGUGCUUGAAGCUGCUAUAAAUACUAAGACUGCGUAUGUUGAUGUUUGUGAUGAUACAAGCUAUGCAUGGCGUGCGAAAUCCUUGAUGAGUAGGGCGUUAGCUGCAAGUGUUCCAGCUAUAACAACCGGAGGAAUUUACCCUGGAGUUAGCAAUGUUAUGGCAGCAGAGCUAGUUCGUGCUGCAGAAAAUGAAGGUAUAGAUAAGCCAGAGAGGCUAAGAUUCUUCUACUACACAGCUGGAACUGGUGGUGCUGGCCCAACUAUAUUAGCUACAAGCUUCUUGCUGUUGGGAGAGGAAGUAGUUGCAUAUAACAAAGGAGAAAAGAUCAAUCUGAAGCCAUAUAGUGGAAUGCUCAACGUUGACUUUGGAAAAGGAAUUGGCAAAAGAGAUGUUUAUCUAUUGAAUUUACCAGAGGUUAGAAGUGCUCAUGAGAUUCUAGGAGUGCCAACAGUAAGUGCUCGAUUUGGGACAGCACCAUUUUUCUGGAAUUGGGGUAUGGAAGCUAUGACAAAAUUUCUUCCUUCGGAAUUUCUAAGAGACAGAAAUAAAGUCCGAAAGUUGGUUGAGAUUUUUGAUCCUUUUGUUCGAGUAAUGGAUGGGAUUGCUGGAGAACGUGUAUCAAUGAGGGUUGAUUUGGAGUGUGCAAGUGGACGCAACACUGUUGGUAUAUUCAGUCAUAGGAGACUUUCGGUAUCUGUUGGAAUAGCAACAGCUGCAUUUGCACUUGCAGUUCUUGAAGGAAGCACGCAGCCUGGGGUUUGGUUUCCUGAAGAGCCUGAAGGACUUCCAAUUGAAGCAAGAGAAGUUCUUCUCAAGCGUGCUAGCCAGGGAACGUUUAACUUCGUAAUGAACAAGUCAGCAUGGAUGAUUGAAACAGAUCCAAAGGAGAUUGGAUUUGGAAUAUACAUAUGAGUUUUCCCAUGCCAAAGCAAAAGUGAAAUUCAGUAAAAUUCUUUUUAUUGUACUGCAAGGCCGUAAGGUAUAAUUCUGGAGAAAUGUCCUAAACAGCAAGGCACACUUAUGCCCUACCUAUUUGGAUUCGCUAAAUGAAAAUGGAGCCAUAGUCCAUAGCCUUCUCCUGCAAAGAGAUCCAAGCAAUUUGUUAUUUGUAACUGGGAUCUUGAAAGGGUUUCUCGUGUUGUGGGGGGGGGGGGGGGGGGGGGGGUAGGUGAUGGGAGAGGUUAACUUUGAAAAUUAUUAAAUUAACAAAUUACAAUAUAUACGCUUACUUUAUUCAUGAAAUGAAUUUGGUUCCUC
Messenger RNA from Abrus precatorius (Indian licorice), 1684 nucleotides. RefSeq lists its product as uncharacterized. The coding region runs from base 47 to 1339 and encodes 430 amino acids. Lineage: Eukaryota; Viridiplantae; Streptophyta; Magnoliopsida; Fabales; Fabaceae. The record is from RefSeq and is a predicted model, not a curated record. The transcript has 13 exons.